UUUCGGCUGGUUUGAUUCAUCCAUUUUGAAGAGACGGGGGAGCGGGGGGCUCGUCAGAUUAAGGGGCCCUGAACCUAGGAGCGGCGGAGUUUGAGAAGCCAGCAGCUCGGGGUUCGGCGGCAGCGGCCCUAUCGGCCGAAGUUGGGGGGGGUGGGGCGCCGAGCGCGCGGGGGUGGGGGGGGUCCUGGUCUUUGGCUUCUCGACUCGGUCCUGUUUCGACAGCGAACAUGUCUCGGCCUGUCAGAAAUAGGAAGGUCGUUGAUUAUUCACAAUUUCAGGAAUCUGAUGAUGCUGAUGAAGAUUAUGGGAGAGAUUCGGGCCCUCCCGCUAAGAAAAUUCGAUCAUCUCCCCGAGAAGCUAAAAAUAAGAGACGAUCCGGAAAGAAUUCCCAGGAAGAUAGUGAGGACUCCGAAGAAAAAGAUGUGAAGACCAAGAAGGAUGAUUCUCAUUCGGCAGAGGACAGUGAAGAUGAAAAAGAAGAUCAUAAAAAUGUGCGCCAGCAACGGCAGGCAGCCUCUAAAGCAGCCUCUAAACAGAGGGAGAUGCUUAUGGAGGAUGUGGGCAGCGAAGAAGAGCAAGAAGAAGAGGAUGAGGCGCCCUUCCAGGAGAAUUCCGGCAGUGAUGAGGAUUUCCUAAUGGAAGACGAUGAUGAUAGUGACUAUGGCAGUUCAAAAAAGAAAAACAAAAAGAUGGUUAAGAAGUCCAAACCUGAGAGAAAAGAAAAGAAAAUGCCCAAACCCAGGCUAAAGGCCACAGUGACGCCAAGUCCUGUGAAAGGCAAAGGGAAAGCGGGUCGUCCCACAGCUUCAAAGGCAUCAAAGGAAAAGACUCCUUCUCCCAAAGAAGAAGACGAGGAGCCGGAAAGCCCUCCAGAAAAGAAGACAUCUGCAAGCCCUCCACCUGAGAAAUCUGGAGAUGAAGGGUCUGAAGAUGAAGCCCAGUCUGGGGAGGAUUAAAAGUGAUGAUGGUUUGGGGAGAGAUUUUAUUAAAAAAAAAAAAGAGAGAAAAAAAAAGAAAAAAGAAAAAAGAGGGAAAAAAAAAGAAAACCUACUUAAGAUAGAAUAUGGUUUUGGCUAUGGCUUGACUCAUGGGCUUUCAGUGCUUUUUUUUUUUCCUUUUAUCGAAAAUAACAUUUUCUCUUUCUCUCUCUUUUUUUAAGAAAACCAUUGUAUGUUUAAUUUACCUUUUUUUGUCUAUUGGUCUUCUCUUUGUCACUCCCCCCUCUUCCCCCUCCCCCCCUUCCCAAUGAAAGCCAUGUUAAAUUAA
Messenger RNA from Phacochoerus africanus (Common warthog), 1266 nucleotides. It is a transcript of the gene NUCKS1, whose product is annotated as nuclear casein kinase and cyclin dependent kinase substrate 1. The record is from RefSeq and is a predicted model, not a curated record. Gene Ontology annotation, cellular component: cytoplasm. Lineage: Eukaryota; Metazoa; Chordata; Mammalia; Artiodactyla; Suidae. The coding region runs from base 228 to 956 and encodes 242 amino acids. The transcript has 7 exons. Gene Ontology annotation, molecular function: single-stranded DNA binding; double-stranded DNA binding. Gene Ontology annotation, biological process: interstrand cross-link repair; double-strand break repair via homologous recombination.